AAGUACAACUACAACAAAAAUGCUAUGGCUGUCUGUUGGAAUUAACAUGAUUGGCCAUGAUUGUUAAGCUGUUUAAAAAUGAGUGAGAAGCUGCCACCAUUAGACUUGAUUCCUCUGCCUGAGGACUCUAAAGAUGGGUGUUCUGUUCCCGAGUCAGAAGGAGAUGGAGAGACAGGGGACAAGUCGGAAAGAAAACGACAUCACACCAACGAUGAGAUCCAGUCAGCUGAACCGGGUGAGAAGAAGAAAAAGCUGGACGCCAAAGUGUUACUGAGCUCUGAGCUGGAAAAACAGAAACAAAAAGCUGUGGAAGAAUCGGAGAGUGGCAAUCUGGGAAUGCAGGGUGAUGCCGUGUCUAGUCAGGAUGGCGUCGAAGCUUCGUCGAGCUCCUCGCAGACGAUUGUUGACGAGUUGUUCCAGGAUUUCCUCGCCUUCAAGAUGCAGCAGGACGAGAAGGUGAAGCAGCUGAAACAGCACAGUGUGAAGUCGGCCGAGGUCUCGCAGGUCGCCCACUCCAUGGAGGAGAUGAGCAAGCUUCUCGACCAGGAGAUCAACCUGUUGCUGAGCACCAAAAAGCCACAACAGACUGGGUCCGAUUCGCCACCCUACAAGGAGAAGAAGAAGAAGAGGCAUUCGGAGAAGAAGAGAGAUCGAGAACAUAAACAUCGCAACAGAGACAGAAGUUACGAUCGUGAAGAUCGGAGAGACAGAAAACAUAGGCGUGAUGAGAAUGAUGGUCGGGAUGGCGAUAGAAAGAAAAGGAAGGAAUGUGAUAAAUGGGACAAACAUUCAGAACGUAGGAGAGAUAGAGAUUCAGAGUCAAAGAGAGAGAAGGAUUCUGAAAAAGAUAAGAAUAAAGACAGUGGAAUGAAGAAGGACAAAGAUUUGGAAAGAGAAAAGAACAAAGAUAGUGGAAUGAAGAGAGAGAAAGAUUUGGAAAGAGAGAAAAAUAAAGACAGUGGAACGAAGAGAGACAAAGAUUCAGAUAGUAAUAGAGAUAGGGAAGUGUCAAAAACCAGCAGUGGAACAAGACAGAACAAUGACGCUUCCUCUAUAGAUGGCUGUGAUCAUAAGAAAGAAAUUGAUUCCACAACACACCAAACAUCAAAUGACAAAAUGAAUAAGGUCAAAGAUUCUGAAGCUGUUAAUUGUGCUGAUGAUAAUUCUAGUUCUCCAAAGGCGGGUUUAGGUUUUAGUUUGCAGAAACCUGAACCUUCACUGGUGUUUGAGACUGGCAACACAAACAGUGUGUCGGCUGAUUCCAAGAAGCUGGAUGGGGAUAAUAAAGCUCCAGUUUCAGUGGACACACAGAAGAAGCCGAUGGGUUUGAAGCUGGCCAUUAGUCAAGAAAGCACAGCCUGGAUUCUGUCUGGACAGUCACAUAACUAUAAGAAGAAUAAAAUAAUGGAGGAAGGUGAGGUGAGUUGGUCCUCCAGCGACAGUUCAUCUGACAAGGAGUCUGAGUCUGAAGAGAGUGACGACGACGAGCUACCCGACGGUAUACCCAAUGAGUCAGGGUCUUUGUCCGACACUGAUAAGGAAAGUAAAUCUUCAAAGUCAAAAACGAAAAAGAAAAAGAAACAUAAGCAUAAGAAAAAGAAAAAACAUAAAAGCAAGGAUAAAGCAAAGAAAGAUGAGAAGAAAGAUAAGCUAAAAGAGAAAAAGAAUGAUGACAAGAAACAUUCACGGUCAAGGUCUGGGUCACCACGAAAAGGUCAUCGAUCGAGGUCAUGUUCUGCUGGCCGCAAAUCAAGAAACAAAUCCCGGUCACGUUCUCCUGGUCAUAGAUCGAGAACGAGAAGUCACGACAGACGGAAAGACAAACAUGGCUAUGAUGAGUGGGACGCCCGUAGCUAUGGAUCCAAGGGUGAGCGUGAUCACAGACGGCAUAGAUCGAGGAGUCGAUCGCGAUCGCGAGACAGGGGGCGUGACCGGUGGUAUCACCAUGAUACGAGAAGCAGCAGGGAGGAGAGGGACUUGAGACUGAAGAUUGAUAAAGCUAAACUCAGGAAGAUAGCCAUGGCUAAUGUUUUAAAGAAGAUGCAGGCUGGAGAAGAAAUAUCUGGUGUUGACUCGGUUACAAUGAACAUGCUGAAAGCUGGCGGGAAAUCAGUGGAGGAACUUACAGAGUACUGUAAGAAACUUGCCGAGCGUGAGAAGUGUGCGUAUUCGAGCAGUGAGAGUGACGCAGGUCAGCGAUCGGACAGUGACGACGAUUCACUGAUACAUCACCCAUUUGUGAUUCGCGACCCAGCAUCACAGCCCAGCAUUGUUCUCAAUAUUCGGAAUUCCAAGCAGCUGCCUGUUCGAACUCCCCAGGAGACGGUAAUGGAGUCAGCACAGCUCAGACUUCAGUUCCCUGUGUCCAGCGGAACGUCCCAUCGCGCCAAGGAGGGGGAAUGGGUUCCCGUGCCAAAAACAACAGCAGCCGCUAUUGCAGCACCAGCGGCUGCACUAGUGACGGCCGUUGCUGUCGGUGAUAUCAAAGUAGCUGAAGUGAGCAGUGUGACUACUCAAUCUGCAAUAAUGCCAGCUCCUGUCGCUCCACCACCACCACCACCACCUGUCCCUGCAUCGGCUACAACUACAGCAGCGGUUCCUGCCGUUGAGACUAAUAAUGCAGAUAAAGUGUUUCCUGAUCCACCACAAAAGGCAAUCGAUAUUGGCAGCAUCAUAAGUGAGCGGCUGCAUGCAGCUCGGAAGUUAGCGUCUAACCCAUACGAUGUGCAGGCACUGACGGCCAUGCACCACGUACAACAAAAGGCAAGUCGAUGGGCGGAGUCUAAACACCUGCCCGGUCAGUUCAUUGGAUCGACCGGUGUCCAGACAUUAACCCCGCAAGAACUGGCUGCUGGAGAUAAGAGAAGCCAGCCGUGGGCAAGAAAGUGAAGUGAGACGAGCACAGCCUGAACAGAUGUGAAAGCUUGUUACAGGUUCAGACCACACUUGCCGGCCUCCGAGUUAGACGUACAGGUAUUACGUGAUAUUGCCGACUCCAACACUGCAUCAGCCAUGUUUGUCCCAGGACAUGCGGAUGGUGAGUACUCACAGAGCCAAACACCCAGUUGUACACCCCCACCCUCCGUAAUAGUGUUCACAGUGUCUAUAUAGUGGAAUUCACAAAAGUCAUAAUUCACCUUUUAUUAGUGGUAAUUACACAUUAGUUGCAACACAAGAGUAAAAAUGUUACUUAUAUAGCAUAAAUUUAAUACAACAAAAAAUAUUUCACCAUCUAGAUUAGUGCCUGCAAAGUACAUUGGUAUCCAUUUAACAUGGAGUUCAUUUAAUGCGUUAUAUCCCUGUAGUCACAUAGCAGUCUAGUGAAUUUGAGGUAGAAAGCCAGUCUGUGAUAUGUGUUGAUUUCCAUCAACUCUAAAUUACUUGUAGUUUAAAACAUGAUCUCAUUUGAAUUAGUUUUAACUCAAGAGAGCAUGAAUGUCUGUUGUCAGAAGAAUGCCUGUAGGUUGAUAUUAACACAGGAUUCUGCAAUUUUGUUCUCUAUUCAUACUAGAUUGGGCUUCCUACAUGACUGGUAUUUGUUGCCCUGUAUUCCACUGAAAUGAGUGCUCCAUGGGGGCAUGAAACGCUCACUGGCCAGGUCUUGGUGCUCAACCUUAAAAUAAUUUUGUACGACAAGAACGAGAGAAAUGAUUAGCUAGGUCCAUUACACAUACCCUCUUUGUGUGUCUCCAUUAUACUUAAUAUUAUAAGUGUUUGUGCCUCUUCACAGUUAUAAGAUAUACCUUACUUCUCUACAAGACAUUUCACACAAUACCAGUACAAUAACACAGAUAUACAACUAGCAAGGUGUAGUUACGCUUUAGCCCAUAUAUACAUGUGAUACAGUUUUUUAUUGCCUAAACUGGGUGUUUGCUCUGUGAUGAAUGGUUAUCAUUUGAUGUUUUUGAUGUUUUGUUUUAAUGAAAUGAUGUUAGUGAUGUGAAUAGUGUCUGUGACAUAACCUACUGGAAUAGUUGUUAAUGUUAGGGAGGAAUGUUGGGUGAAAAUUGAAGGUAUGUUUUUUUUAAAGAAAUACUUUUUGAGGGGUUAGUGUUAAAGACAAAAUAUGUUUGUAAUUUGUUUCAAAUUUAUUAUAUGUUUGUAAUAUCCAAAUCCAAUGAAAUAAUUUUUUAAAUGAUUAUUAAAAAAACCCAACAACCACGUAACAAACUUUUACAGUAAUGUUCAUCACCACCAAGAUAAGGAUGGAGCCCUAAAACUAAUAUCCUCAACAAUAAUUGUAUCCUCAAUUUUGAUACUUAGGCCCAGUUUUUUAAAAGGAAUUUUAUUACCAAUGGUCUUGUCAUAAAAAAUUCACAGUGAAAUAUUAACAUUUUAAGUCAACAUAGAUGAUAAUCAUUUAUAAAGAACUUAUCUGUGCUAAACCGGCCUCGGUGGAGCAGUGGUUAAACCAUCAGACUACAGGCUGGUAGGUACAGGCUCCAACCCAGAGUGAGUUCUUAAGGGCUCAAUGAGUAGGUGUAAGGCCACUACACCCU
Gigantopelta aegis is the source of this 4499-nucleotide messenger RNA. RefSeq names its product protein Son-like. The coding region runs from base 79 to 2889 and encodes 936 amino acids. Gene Ontology annotation, molecular function: RNA binding. The record is from RefSeq and is a predicted model, not a curated record. The transcript has 11 exons. Lineage: Eukaryota; Metazoa; Mollusca; Gastropoda; Neomphalida; Peltospiridae. Gene Ontology annotation, biological process: regulation of cell cycle; regulation of mRNA splicing, via spliceosome.